This is a messenger RNA of Miscanthus lutarioriparius, 2448 nucleotides long. Lineage: Eukaryota; Viridiplantae; Streptophyta; Magnoliopsida; Poales; Poaceae. The record is from the annotation of a GenBank genome assembly.
AUGCCUCUGACCGCUCGCCUCCCUGCCCCUACUUUCCUCGCCCUAUCAUUCUUCUUUCCCCUCCCCUCCUCCACUCUCUGUUGUUUAGCAAGCAAGACCAGACCAAGAACCAAGCCCUUUUCCUCUACUCCCCCCUCAUGCUGCGGAGAGAGGCCGUCGGCCGCCGCUUCCGGCCGCCGCUUUGGCGUGCCCUGCCGCCGACACGUCCCCCCAGGACUACUGCCAUUGAUGAAAAAUCCCAUCCCUUGCCACCGCCGCCAGCAGCAGCCGAAUAAGCCCUCUCAAAUUCAAGAAAAGGGUGUCAUUUUGGGCUUGGGAAUGCUCACCCGCCUCUGGCUGCCAGUGUGCCGCGCCGUUCCGGCCAGGCGCGCCCGCGACGUCGGCAUCCGGCAUGUGGCUGACGACGGUGGAGGUCCUCCAUCUGCUGGCCUUCUGCCCGCCGGUCACCGUUCCACUGCAGUGGCGCCACCACCAGGGUCCGAUCCACGUCCUCCUGCUGGCAUGCAACGGACUCCGUCCACUCCGGCGACGCCGCCAACCUACUCCAACUUCAAUGCCGCCGGCCGCUCCGAACCCCCGUCGGCACGUCGCCCUGGAGUGCCGGAGGACACACUCCCUCCUCACCAGCGUCGCCGCCCCGAGCAGCAGCAGCAGAAGCCGAAAAGAAGCGACCUUUUUGCCUCGGCGUCGGCGAUGCUGCGGCUGGGGAUGAAAACGGCGGUACCUCACCUCCGGCCGCCAGCGUGCCGCACUGUUCCGUUGCUGACCGGUGGAGGCCCUCCAUCUGCUGGCCUUCUGCCUGCCGGCCACGGUUUGACACCGGCGACACCACCCGUCUCUCCUUCGGUUGGACUCCUCUUCAACUUCCACGGCCCUUGUCCUCGUCUUCCUGCUGGGCCUGGCACACCAUGGACUGGCCGCCAUCUCCUGGCGCCUCACUGUCCGGUGAUAAGGAUCAGGCGUCAUUUGCAGUUAAACAUGAUGAUGACUUUGAGAUUAGUGCUCAAGAAGGGAACUCAGCCAACAAAGCGGUUGCUAAGCACAUUUUCAGAUCCAGUGACAAAAGGGAUUAACCUGUUGUCAGUAGAGGAAUGCGAGAGUGCUAGGGAUGAAAUGUCAUCCGGCAUAGAAGAUGUCGUGGACAAGAUUGCAUGCCUUGAGGGUAACCUCCAGAACUUAAGUGCAAGCUAUUUGAAAGAAUUACUGCAGCAUGUCUUAAAAGAGUGCAAGAAACACCAGUCGAAGGAAAUGUUAAAGAAGUUAUACUACGAGAAGAUUAGACCUGCACUAGUUGCACGUGUUCUUUUAUCACCUUAUUCUCUCAGUGACCAUAGGGGCAUCAAGUUGCUUGAAGAGUAUAAGAAACAUGUAACAGAUGCUAAGUAUUUGACAAGUAUCGACUUGAUGGAGGCGAUGAUAAACAUGACAGAGUUAUAUUGGAGCAUCUUCUUGGAUUUCCUAAGUGAAAAAGGAUGUUUGCAAAGGGAGAAGAUGUUUUGGGUUGAUGGCUUGAUGAGGGUAAUGAAGUUAGAAGGACCUGACACUAAUGUGGACCUCCGAAGCCUUCUGAAAAAGGUGAAAAGUUACCUUAGUGGGAAGCCGCUGUUUAAAUUCACGCAAAAACAAGGCUCCUUCAACAGUUUGAUUAAGAAAAUAAGGGAGGAGUCAAGGCAGUCAAGUCUUCUAGACUCGCAGCAGUCAAGUCCUCCUCUAGACUCGCAGCAGUUAAGUCCUCUGGACUUGCACCAAAGAUACCAGUCAGAAGUUGAAGAAAAGGAUAAAGCAGAUAUAUUGUCCCACAUUAUUACAGCAUUGAGACCGUCCAAGGUUUUUAUUGUGAUGAAGGAAUCUCAGUCUGAAGCUAGAAGUAAGAUCUUGAAAAUGUAUGAGGACUGCAGAAUUGAGGAGACUAGUGAAGACAGUGAGAACUGUAGAAUGAUUAUCUUAAAUGUCGAGCACAGAACCAUAUCUAAAACUGCCAAGAGAGACUUGUGGAUCAGUUUUGAUUCAUCGAUUCCGGAAGGACUGUUCCAAAACAAGUCAGAUUCGUUAAUGGUUUUUUUUAAGAACGCCAAAAGAAAAGAAGAGAAGCCCCAUCCUAACACUAAGUGGUCUCAAAGCUUUGACAAGCUGUUCAUAGUAGUUGAGUUGCCUGAGGCAAAGGAUAUUAUGCUGGAUUUGAAGCCUGAGGGCCAUUUUCACUUCUCUGCAAUGGGAGCUGAUGACAUGCCAUACGAGCUUGACCUCGAGCUAUUUGACGCUAUUAACCUUGAGAAGCUGGAUAUCAGAGCUGCAGCUUCUGAUCUUCAGAAUGAUGAAAACGAAGUGAUGAACGAAGCUAAUGAAGUUCGCAAACAACUGUUGCCAUCCGGAGAUUACUCUUUCUUCUACUGCUAUGUAUCUGAUUUUGACAUUGCAGCUGCUAUUAAGAUAAUGUCAAAUGACUGA